AUGGCCAAAUUAAGUAAAGUCAUCCAAGCAGGUAGAGUCGCUAUUGUCGUCCGUGGUCGUUUCGCCGGUAAGAAGGUUGUCAUUGUCAAGCACCAUGAUGAAGGUACCAAGGCCCACGCCUUUCCACAUGCCAUUGUUGCUGGUAUUGAAAGAUACCCAUUGAAGGUCACCAAGAACUUGGGUGCUAAAAAGACUGCCAAGAGAUCAAAGGUGAAGCCAUUCAUCAAGGCAAUCAACUACAACCACUUGAUGCCAACUAGAUACUCUUUUGACAUUGAAUCUUUCAAAUCCGCUGUUACCACUGAAGCUUUGGAAGAACCAUCUCAAAGAGAAGAAGCUAAGAAGGUUGUGAAGAAGGCUUUGGAAGAAAGAUACCAAGCUGGUGAAAACAAAUGGUUUUUUGCCAAACUUCAAUUUUAA
Yamadazyma tenuis ATCC 10573 is the source of this 420-nucleotide messenger RNA. It is a transcript of the gene PKH1, whose product is annotated as 60S ribosomal protein eL27. Gene Ontology annotation, biological process: peptidyl-serine phosphorylation; intracellular signal transduction; translation. Gene Ontology annotation, cellular component: ribosome. The record is from RefSeq and is a predicted model, not a curated record. NCBI's taxonomy places the organism in Eukaryota, Fungi, Ascomycota, Pichiomycetes, Serinales, Debaryomycetaceae. Gene Ontology annotation, molecular function: structural constituent of ribosome; protein serine/threonine kinase activity; ATP binding.